Molecule: messenger RNA, 450 nt
Organism: Adineta steineri
Lineage: Eukaryota; Metazoa; Rotifera; Eurotatoria; Adinetida; Adinetidae
Source: the annotation of a GenBank genome assembly
AUGUAUAUCGACACAGAAGAAUGUCCUAUUUAUAUACAAACAAUACAAUCUGAACGAGGUCAUAAUAAUGUCGAUCGUUUUAAAAGUAAACUUAUUGAACAAAAAGAAGAAUAUGAACAACAAAUAACGCAAUUAACAAGAAGUCAUAAUGAACAAGUAUCUAAACUUUGUCAUGAAGUAGAGGAAUCAGCAUCAGUAUUACAUAAAUAUAAAAUAGAACUUGAUUCAAUGCGAGUAAAACUUGAUGGACAAGAAAAGCAAAUAAUAAAAAAUACAAAUAAUGAAUUAUGUCCUAAUCGAAAUUUACAAAUAAAAUGUAUUAAAUUAAAAUCUGAAAAUAGACGAUUGAAAAAAGAUUUAUCAAAAUUAUCAAUUAAAUAUGAUAAAUUAAUAAAUGAAAUGGAAGAGGCUCGACAAUAUGUAUUAGAAAUGAUUACGAACUUAAACUAA